This is a messenger RNA of Wasmannia auropunctata (little fire ant), 782 nucleotides long. RefSeq names its product cytochrome P450 9e2-like. The record is from RefSeq and is a predicted model, not a curated record. NCBI's taxonomy places the organism in Eukaryota, Metazoa, Arthropoda, Insecta, Hymenoptera, Formicidae. The annotation marks the transcript as partial. Gene Ontology annotation, molecular function: monooxygenase activity; iron ion binding; heme binding. The transcript has a single exon.
GCCAAAUAAUCUACUAGUUAAGUGUUUUCCUUAAUCAAGCAGAAACUUUAACAAUAAUUGACAAAAUUAUAAUUAUAAUUACGUAAUUAGCAGUUCUUUACGUUUCUAUUUUUCGCGUCAUUGACACUAAUCUAAUAAUCAAGUGUGGAAAACGUUUUAUUAAUUCUAAACAAAAACUGCUAACAACUCUCUCAAACAAAAAAAAAAAAUUUUCUUCUUGAAUAACUAAUCCGGAUAUUUCUGUUACGAUGGAAUCCUCUACUUUGCUCUUGGCUAUCCUGACAGCGGGUAUUUGCUUAUAUUAUUUUAUUCUAAGCAAGUUAUCUUACUUCGAACGAUUGAAGAUCCCCCAUGAGCGACCGAUUCCAUUCUUCGGUAACAUGGCGCCUUUUGUUUUUCGACGUAUAAGCUUUACGGAACAGCUACAAAGAAUAUACAACCUCUUCCCGGACGCAAAAUACUUCGGCUUCUACGAAUUUAUGACGCCGAACUACGUUAUCCGUGAUCCAGACCUGAUAUCCACGAUUGCCAUCAAACAGUUCGACAACUUCUGCGAUCAUCGUCCCCUCAUCAACAGUAUUCUCGAUCCGAUGGCCAGUCAAAAUCUGUUUGACCUGAAAGGAGAUCACUGGCGCGAAAUGCGAAAGCUUCUUAGUCCCAGUUUUACAUCCAGCAAAAUGAAGAUGAUGUUCGGACUUAUGUGCCAGUGCGCUGAAAAUUUAGUCAAUUUUGUAACAACGCAAUCCGGAGAAAUCGGCAAAACAUAUGAUGUAAAAGAUCUA